GGCGAGCGCGGCCGCGGCGGAGGCGGCGCCGAGAGGAGGGGCGGCGGGGCCGAGCGGAGCGGAGCGCCGCGCAGCGCUCUGGCCAUCGGUAGCCGCCGCCAGAAUGCCCUGGCCCGCGGGGCGCUCCGCCGCCAGCCACCCCCGCGGUCCCCGGCCGCCCGCGCUCGGCCCGAGGGCGCGGGAACCGCAGCUGGAGCCCGAGGCGAGAGCAGCGAGCCGGAGCCCCGGGCGCCCGAAUGCAGGCUGCUCGUGGUCCCUGAUGUCCUUGAUCCGCUACAGGUGAGGGCUACUGCUCUGUAACAAGGCCUGGCUCAGAGGAGGAUGCACCAUGAGUGAUGAGCGGCGGCUGCCUGGCAGUGCGGUGGGCUGGCUGGCAUGUGGAGGCCUCUCCCUGCUGGCCAAUGCCUGGGGCAUCCUCAGCGUUGGUGCCAAGCAGAAGAAAUGGAAGCCACUGGAGUUCUUGCUGUGCACACUCGCCGCCACCCACAUGCUCAACGUGGCGGUGCCCAUCGCCACCUACGCUGUGGUGCAGCUGCGGCGGCAGCGCCCUGACUAUGAGUGGAACGAGGGUCUCUGCAAGGUCUUCGUGUCCACCUUCUACACCCUCACCCUGGCCACCUGCUUCUCGGUCACCUCCCUCUCCUACCACCGCAUGUGGAUGGUCCGCUGGCCUGUCAACUACCGGCUGAGCAACGCCAAGAAGCAGGCAGUGCAUACCGUCAUGGGCAUCUGGAUGGUGUCCUUCAUCCUGUCAGCCCUGCCUGCUGUUGGCUGGCACGACACGAGUGAACGAUUCUAUACCCAUGGCUGCCGCUUCAUCGUGGCGGAGAUUGGCCUGGGCUUCGGCGUCUGCUUCUUGCUGCUGGUGGGUGGCAGUGUGGCCAUGGGCGUGGUCUGCACAGCCAUCACCCUCUUCCAGACGCUGGCUGUGCAGGGCGGGCGGCGUGCUGACCGCCGUGCCUUCACCGUGCCCACCAUUGUGGUAGAGGACGCACAGGGCAAGCGCCGUUCCUCCAUCGACGGCUCGGAGCCUGCCAAAACCUCGCUGCAGAUCACAGGCCUGGUGGCUGCCAUCGUGGUCAUCUAUGACUGUCUCAUGGGCUUCCCUGUGCUGGUGGUGAGCUUCAGGAGCCUGCGGGCUGAUGCCUCUGCGCCCUGGAUGGCUCUCUGUGUGCUGUGGUGCUCCGUGACCCAGGCGCUGCUGCUGCCUGUGUUCCUCUGGGCGUGUGACCGCUACCGGGCUGACCUCAAGGCUGUCUGGGAGAAGUGCAUGGCCCUCGUGGCCAACGAUGAGGACGCAGAGGAUGAGACCAGCCUGGAGGGUGACAUCCCCCCCGACCUGGUGUUGGAACGCUCCCUCGACUACAGCUGUGGAGGUGACUUUGUAGGCCUGGACAAGAUGGCCAAGUAUGAACUCACCGCCCUAGAGGGAGGCCUGCCCCGGCUCUACCCCCUGCAGCCCCUGCAGGAAGACAAGAUGCAGUACCUGCAGGUCCCGCCCACGCGGCGCUUCUCCCACGACGACACGGACAUGUGGGCUGUCGCCCCGCUGCCCCCCUUCCUUCCACGCUGGGGCUCUGGUGAGGACCUGGCAGCCUUGGCCCACCUGGUGCUGCCGGGCAAGCCGGACCAGCGCCGUGGCAGCCUGCUGGCCUUUGCUGAGGACGCGCCCCCAUUCCGCCCGCGCCGCCGCUCGGCCGAGAGUCUGCUGUCGCUGCGGCCCCCGGGCCUGGACGGCGGCCCGCGCCGCGCCCACGACUCGCCGCCCGGCAGCCCGCGCCGCCGCCCUGGGCCUGGCGCCCGCUCCGCCUCGGCCUCGCUGUUGCCCGACGCCUUCGCCCUGACCGCCUUCGAGCGCGAGCCGCAGGCCCUGCGCCGCCUGCCGGCCCCCUCGCGGCCCUUCCCGGCCGCCCCCGACGGCGCGGAGCCCGGCGACGCCCCGCCGCCCCCUGGCAGCAGCGGCGCACGGCGGAGCCCCGGGCCGCGCCGAGCCGCGCGUGCGCACGCCGGGCCCCUGCAGAGCGGCCUGAGCGCGUCGUGGGGCGAAGCCGGCGGCCUGCACGCGGUGGGCGGCGGCGGGAGCACCAGCAGCUUCCUGAGCUCGCCCUCCGAGUCCUCGGGCUACGUCACGCUGCACUCGGACUCGCUGGGCUCGGCGACCUAGGGUCCGCCAGCGCCUCCCCAUGGACGCCAGGCAGGUGGGGCCACAGCACCAAAGAAGCCACUGUGUCCCGCGCCCAGAUCUGCACCACCCCUCCUAGGGGUGAGGGAGCAGAGGCCUCAGCGCCUCUGGCUUCUGGCUCCUCGCUGCCGGUGUUCCCUAGGGAGCCACUGGCCGUCCUGGAAGACUGCACUGGCAUGAACCCACUGCUGGGCACAGCCUCUCCUGGGCAGGCAGAGGGAGGAUAGACUUGGAUAGGGGAUGACAUUUGCACUUUGACUGUGCCUUUCCUGGCCCUCUGCAACUGGCCUAGGAGUGCAGGGAACCCUGGGACAGGGCCACCAGUAGAACAAAGUCCCAGCCUUAGAGAAACUGGAACCAGAAGCCACUGGACUGCACACUGCGUUCUACUCUGUGCUGCAACCGCAGGUUCUUUUUAAGCCCAGGGGUCUUCAGAGCCGGGUCAAGCUCUCUGCAUCGGUCUCCCUGUCUGUGACUUGUUCUGCCUCCUUUCCCUAUCUGUCAUGAGCAGGUGACCAUGGUAUCUCUCAGGGCUGUUUGAAGAAGUCUGCCACUGAGUGGACCAGAUCUGAGAGGUCAUCUAGGGCCCUCUUGAGGGUCCUUUGUGAGGGUCAGUUUUCAGCGUGUGGUCCCCAGGCCUGAGGCCUUCCACUUUCAGUGCCCCUUUCCCCCUUGGGGACUCACUCCACCCCAGCUAAGCACAACACUUUUGCACCAUCACUAUUGGCACCAAGGCCACCCUGACUCCUAUUAGUGUCCUCGUACUCAUUUCUCCACCAUCUUUUCCUGUCCCCCACCACAUCAGCCACUCUGACUCCCACUGUGAAAGUUGUGGGUACACAGUGCAGAGAGGACUAAACCAAAGGGAGGCAGUGGGCUUCCUUAUCCCAGUGCCCAUCUCCAGUCCCUCACUUAUGCAGGGGUGGCCCUUGGCAAAGGAUGGGACAGGGCUGUCUUUGCUGUCCUUCCUGGGCAGACUCUAGCUGGCCUGGGUUCUGCCACAGGCCUGAACCUUCCCAGGCAAAGGAAAGGCCCCAGGAAUAGCCCUGCCAUCCUAAAGCAGCCCCUCAAUAUGGCCCUGAAGCCAGUUUCAAAGACAGCACAAACCUAGCCUGUCUCUCUGCCCCUCAGGUGACCAGGUCCAUCUCCUCCUCCCAGAUGGGGUUCCAGCUCCAGAAGAGGCUGCUGGGGGUGGGGACAGGUGAAUGCCAAACGAUGGGCUUCAGAAGCCCCUGUAGUCCCUGGCUGUGGUGUAAGUGGGAAAUGAGCUGGCCACAAGGGAGCAAGUCAGGGGACUGCAGUUAGUCCAGCCCUAGCCUUAGAAGGGGUUGCCAUGGCCAAUGCUACUGUGCCUUCAAGGACCGGCGUGUCAUCCGGGGACAGAGCCCACCAGCUAGCCACUUGGCCCACUUGUCACCUUGGGUUUGCACUCUCUGUAUUUCAUAUCCAAUGGCAAUACUUGCAGCGGGGACAAGGUUCCCCUGAAUCUACCGGGAGGAUCCCAAGCAGAGGACCCUGGGGCCUGGGGCUCACUUGCACACCGUUCAGCUCCCAGGCCUGGCUGUGUUUAUGAAGAGCUUGACCCUGAACUUUGUGGGGAGGGAGCUCUGUCUACAUACCGCCACUCAGCCCAGAGCCAAGGAUCUGUUUGUAGUUUUUGGAAAACAGCGUUU
Messenger RNA from Castor canadensis (American beaver), 3855 nucleotides. RefSeq names its product G protein-coupled receptor 153 (gene Gpr153). Gene Ontology annotation, cellular component: membrane. Gene Ontology annotation, biological process: G protein-coupled receptor signaling pathway. The record is from RefSeq and is a predicted model, not a curated record. Gene Ontology annotation, molecular function: G protein-coupled receptor activity. NCBI's taxonomy places the organism in Eukaryota, Metazoa, Chordata, Mammalia, Rodentia, Castoridae.